AUGCGAUUUAGAAAACGGUCUUUUUCCGUAAAAUUAUUAUGUCUAUCAAUCUAUUUUAUUCUAUUUCUUAUCCUAAUUAGAAUCAUUAUCUAUUCUUAUCAAAGACCAUCAAAAACAUCAAAACCAGUUGUUAUUUGGAGUAAUGAUUACCAUAUAAGUCCCAUUCGUGAUCUCAAAUAUUUAUUAACCCCAAACUUUCGUGUUCAGUUUAUCGACAAGUCUCUCUCCAGUUAUUGUUCACAAACACAUACGUGUAGACAUAAUCUAAAAUUUUUCACGCCAGAGAAUGGUAUGGAUCCACCAGUAGACAUUCGUCAACAAUUUCUUCAACAUUAUAAAUAUGACACCGAAAUGAGUAGAGUCAAUGCUUUCAUUUGUUUUCAUCCAUCGGCCAUGUGUGAAGUAUUUAUGCCAUUCAAUAAAUCUUUAAUUAUAAUUGCCACUACUCGCUAUGAACUAGGCCGACAUGAAUCACAUAGAUGGCACGAAUGGAAUAAGAAUUUGAAAAUAAUCGCGCAAAACACCACAAAUGUUAUUGCAGCUAAUAACUUGUAUGAUGCUGAAUAUAUACGAUAUUUCACUGGACUUAAUAUCACCGUUCUACCAAGUCUUUGUGAUUAUACUAGCAUGGUAUAUCACCCAACAAGCAAAAAUAUUCUAAUUGCACCCAUACAUAAUGAACAAUUUUUCACGUUAUUUUCAUUAUCGUUAAAUGAUUCAUUGAAACGUCUACAUUCCUCUAUAGAGAUUGUUCCUGUUCGAACAUUGUAUAAAAAUAAGUACCAAUAUUUUCAAUUGAUUCGUCAUCCAGCAAUUAUCCAUAUUCCUUAUCAAGUAUCAACCAUGAGUCUAUUUGAACAGUAUCGAAUGCAAAUUCCUCUGUUUUUUCCCACUAUUGAUUUGCUAACAGAAUGGCAUCUUAAAUAUCGAAUUGUUAGUGAACGAACAUGGGACAAUCCAGCAAGAAAAAUGUCACGUAUUAAAGGUGUCUUGAAAAACGUACCUGAUCCAAAUAAUGAAUUUGAUGGGGAAGCCGUUCGAUAUUGGUUAAAAUAUGCUGAUUUUUAUCAAUGGCCAAAUAUUAUAUAUUUCAAUUCAACAGAUGAUUUGAUUUGGAAAUUAUCCAACACAAAUUUGACUCACGUUAGUUUACAAAUGAAAUCUUACAAUCGUCAGGUGAAAGAAGAAGUGUUACAAAAAUGGAAAGUUAUACUCGAUCGAAUCAAAGGAAAUUAA
This is a messenger RNA of Didymodactylos carnosus, 1236 nucleotides long. Lineage: Eukaryota; Metazoa; Rotifera; Eurotatoria; Philodinida; Philodinidae. The record is from the annotation of a GenBank genome assembly.